GCAAGUAUGAUAUUGUGGCGUGUUGUGAAGCUGCAGACUAAUGACUUAGUGUGUUUGAUGAAUGAGUAACGAGUUGUUGCAGCCAAUGAAAACACGACAUGGCUGCCCACGCUUGACGCGCGGCUGUGCAGCGGUGGGUGGGAACGUGGAAGCGAUGUUGAAGUUUGAAUCGCAACAGCCGAGGAGGGCAGUGGAGAAAAGUUCCAACUGUCUCUUCGACGCCUUGUUUCUCUCAGUGGACGCACCAUGUCGUUCAUUCUAAUGAAAAAGAAACGAUUCAAAUUCAAAGUGGACUUCGACUUGGAAGAGCUGUCGUCGGUUCCCUUUGUCAACGGCGUUAUUUUUUGUAAAGUUCGCCUCUUGCGCGGAGGCUUCGUCCAGGAGUCUUCUCGGGAGCCCGUCCAAGCCAACUGUGUGCACUGGAGGAAGCGAUUCUCUUUCAUGUGUAAGAUGAGUGCAAAUGCCAGGACAGGUGUCCUGGACCCUUGUGUGUGUCGGGUGUCGGUGCGCAAGGAAUUAAAGGGUGGCAAAGCAUUUGCAAAGCUGGGCUUUGCUGAUUUAAACUUGUCUGAGUUCGCUGGGUCGGGCAGCACCACAAGGAGGUGCCUCCUGGAGGGAUAUGACACCAACAAGACCAGGCAGGACAAUUCCAUUCUCAAGGUUGUCAUCACUACACAACUCAUGUCUGGAGACCCCUGUUUUAAAACCCCAUCGUCUACAGCCAUGACUGUGUGUAUACCUCAGGCUGAGGCCGAGUGUCUUCUCGAGGAGAGGAAGGGAGGAGACAUACACACAUCCCAUUCAGCAACAGGUACUCAAGUCCCAGCAGAGGAAAGGUUUACCAGCGGCCACACCAGAACAUCCAGCUAUACUAGUCAACAGUCUAAAGUCUCAGGCUACAGUUCGACUCAUUCAAGUUCACCAAAUCUGAGCCAUCGAAGGAACGAAUCAGGAGGUUCUUCCUCUUUAGGCAUCGACAGCAUUCCGGAGUCAAGUGAACAGCAUGUGGACAAGGAGAGCCGGUCCUCUCCUCUAGUCCCUGCAAGAUGCCUUUAUACAGCCGAACAAAACUCCACAGCUACCAAAGCUUUUAGACAUCCGGUCAAGCAGAACUCAAUGGAGAAUCAGCUGACGAGGGUUAACGCCACCAGGGUUAAUGCGGACGACAUCAUUGACAAAAUCCUGCAGGGUCAGGAUUUCAGUCACAGUAUCUUGGACUCCAGUGCAGAGGAGGAAGGACUGAGCUUAUUUGUAGCGCCCGACGGGAGCACUGCUUUGGGAAGCCAGCACACUCGGGUUGCAGCUGGAGCCUUCGAGCAAGUGGUGAUCAAGCGCUAGGCUGUUGGAAGCCAUCAUGAAGGGUGUCGUGUUACACUAAUGAGUAAAAGUGGCAUCACUGCCACCUUGCCUCAUUCUAUGCAGAAGUAUAAAAGUACCUACCUAAAGAUUCUGUUGAACAGGAAAGCCCUUUAUUGUCCAAGGACUGAUGUUGCAGGCCAGCCAGUCUUUUGUUGUUGUUUUAAAAAAAGUUUUUUUUUUUUUUUAAACAUUUGUAACUUAAGUAGGCAGUGCUAUCAGUCAUCUUGAAAUGUAUGUUAAAAAAUCAAGUGGUUCAUUAUUGUCAUAAAUAAAACAUGCAUCAGUUGAGGUCUUCAUAAUAACUGAGUGUGUGUUUUAAAUGUUUCUUCAAGGUGGGAUGUUGCUAUAGUUAUUCUUAACAAAUCUAGAUAUUUACAAACAUUUCUAGCCCAUUUUUACGGAUGGUUCCAUCAUUAGGACUGUGCCUUUUGAAGGUUAAAGUCAUAAAUAUCACACCACAGCGUUGUUUUUCAUUUAAAUCACCAGUAAUCUAUUUAUUUAUAUCUGCACCUUAUUGCUUUUUUAUCCUGCACUACCAUGAGCUAAUGCAACGAAAUUUUGUUCUUAUUUGUACUGUAAAGUUAAAAUUUGAAUGACAAUAAAAAGGAAGUCGAAGUCUAA
This is a messenger RNA of Nerophis lumbriciformis (worm pipefish), 1980 nucleotides long. RefSeq names its product EEIG family member 2-like. The record is from RefSeq and is a predicted model, not a curated record. NCBI's taxonomy places the organism in Eukaryota, Metazoa, Chordata, Actinopteri, Syngnathiformes, Syngnathidae.